AUGUACGAUCAGUUGCGAACGAGCAACCAGGUCAGAGCAAUGCGAACGAGCAGAGCGAUCAACCCAGCUGUUGUGAGCGCGCAACAUGGACAAAACGAUCAGUCAGGACGAACAUACCUGAAACUGGUUCACUCCAGAAGUGGUCACAAGACAUGCAUUUCUAAGCAUAGGCAUCGAAUAAACUCAAUCCGAUCGUCCAAUCCAGUGACUGAUCUUGCUGGCUUGCGAAUUUCUCUUGCGGUCAUAAGAGAGACCCUCACAUCGAUCAGUGAAAAGGAUCGAUUGAUAGAGGAUGUUGUACCAGACAAACGUCUGCAAGCCGAGCUUGAAACGGCUUGUGAGUUCAGAGCGGAGGUACGAGAAUUCAUUCAGCAGACGAAUGAUUUCUUGGAAGAUCAGCAAGCGUCUUCCAGGGGGUUAACAGGAGAAGCGAGCGGGCUUCAUACAAUGUUCUCACCAAGAUCAAGUCAGAUCAAGCUGCCUAAGAUAGAUCUUCCCUCCUUCAGUGGGAAGUAUACAGAGUGGACGAGCUUCAUCGAUCAGUUCGAUUCUGCUGUACAUGGAAACCCAAACCUCCAAAACGCUGAGAAGUUGAACUACCUCAAGUCUUCGCUUCGAGGAGAAGCACACGAUCUGAUCAAGAGUGUAGCAGUAACAGACGUGAACUACGAGCUCGCAAGGAGGACUCUAAGGGACCGAUUCGACAACAAGAGGUUCAUUGUAAGCAUGCAUCUCAGUGCUGUGUUAAACUACCCGACUUUGAAAGCCGAAGAUGGAACAAACCUCAGGAAGCUUUUGGAAUGUUUCCGCGAAAAUGUGGCUGCAUUAGAAGUGCAAGGCUGUAAUACUCAAGACUGGGAUCCAAUACUGGUUCAUGUGAUUGAGCAGAAACUGGAUCCAGAAAGCCAAAAGCAAUGGCAGCUUCACAACCCAGGAAGAGAGCUCCAGAAACUACACGAGCUUGACAAUUUCAUUAGUGCGCGAGCGAGGGCACUAGAAGCAGUGAAGUCAUCAAUCACUUUACAGAAACCAACGACUCGAAUUGAAGCACAUGCUGAUAUCCAAAGUAAAAUCGACCGAAGGCAAUCGUAUGGAGCAACAACUGUGGACGAGCAAUGUGUGUUUUGUGGAGCACUUCAUACUGUAACUGCAUGCAACGAGUUCAAGAAGUUGAAAGUACAUACACGGAAAGACGAAGUGACUUCCAAACGACUGUGCUUUAAUUGUUUGCGCCCAGGGCAUAUGGUAACGAAAUGCCCAAGCACUCACAAUUGUAAGCAGUGUGGUAAAAGACACCAUUCUCUUCUUCACACGGACAGUCAGCGCAGGGAACAACCUAUUACAACUGAGAGAAAGACUGUGAACGAUUGUCAUACGAGUGGAAACAACCUGUGUACUGUAAUUAGUGCUACGGAACCUGACAAAACGGCCCUACUUGGAACUUGCAGGAUACCGCUGUUCAACCAUCACAGACAAGAAAUCAUUUGCCGCGCCUUGAUAGACAAUGGAUCGCAGUUGCACUUCGUCAGUGAAAGCUUCGUACGAAGGAAUGGAUUGCCUCGUAAAUCAGUCAACCAAACAGUGAAACCAGUUGGAACUGCCCCCCCCCCAUUGGAGACGAGAGGACUGGCUCCAAUAACUUUGUCAUUGCCCGGAGAAGACACACUACGAGCAGACUUCUUCAUCAUGCCUCAAGUCACAUCAGAUCUACCAGGAGACGAUGUGGAUGUACGCGAACAUAACCUUCCAUCUCGAUAUGCGCUGGCCGAUCCAGCUUUUGACAAAAGAGGAAGGAUUGAUCUUCUAUGUGGCGUUGAACUGGCAAACGAGCUCACCACUGGUAAACGGAUACGAGAAGGGUCUCUCACCUUGGAUGAAUCAAUUUUUGGCUGGAUUGUGAGUGGAUCAGUACAGUUACUAAGCAAGUGCAAUGCUGAUAGAGUUUUGCAAACAAACUUCGUCCGUCAGGAGUCUGAUCUGGACAUUAGUCGCUUUUGGACAAUUGAGGACUUGCCUUUGAACCGAUGCCCUCGAUCGAAGGAUGAAGAAUUUGUUGAGGAUCAUUUCGACAAAACAACCAUAACUAAGCCAGAUGGUCGCCACUCUGUUAGUUUGCCUUUCAAGACAACCGUUGGAACCCUCGGCGAAUGCAAAGCCAAUGCACUCAAACGAUUCUUCAGUCUGGAACGCAAGCUUAAGCAGGAUGUGGCUUUGUACACUCAGUACCGAGACUUCAUCAAAGAGUUCCGAGACAUGGGUCACCUAGAAGUCGUACCACCAGAUGAGCUCGCAAUGUCAGAGAAAAUAUGCUACUACCUUCCCCACCACUGCGUUCUAAAGGAUAGUACAACUACAAAGCUACGAGUUGUCUUUGAGGCUAGUGCUCUUACUAGUACCCGAAUUUCACUGAACGAUGCACUGAUGGUUGGCCCUAAGCUUCAAGAGGAUUUGUUUGAUCAUCUGCUAAGAUUCCGAUGCUACCCCAUUGGAAUCACCGGAGACAUUGAAAAGAUGUAUCGUCAGGUGGCUCUUAACAAGGAGGAUAAGGACUUCCACCGAAUUCUCUGGAGAGAUGUGCCCGACCAACCAAUAGAUACAUACAGGAUGACCCGAGUGACAUAUGGAGUUGCUAGCAGUUGCUAUCACUCUGUUCGAUCACUCAUAGAAGCAGGAAAGCAUUCUUGUGUCGAAGAAACAAUCAGUCGAGACUUCUACGUCGAUGACUGA
This is a messenger RNA of Symsagittifera roscoffensis, 2727 nucleotides long. RefSeq lists its product as uncharacterized. Gene Ontology annotation, molecular function: nucleic acid binding; zinc ion binding. Bases 1 to 2727 code for a protein of 908 amino acids. NCBI's taxonomy places the organism in Eukaryota, Metazoa, Xenacoelomorpha, Acoela, Convolutidae. The transcript has a single exon. The record is from RefSeq and is a predicted model, not a curated record.